Mya arenaria is the source of this 1981-nucleotide messenger RNA. Its product is annotated as monocarboxylate transporter 12-like. NCBI's taxonomy places the organism in Eukaryota, Metazoa, Mollusca, Bivalvia, Myida, Myidae. The record is from RefSeq and is a predicted model, not a curated record. The transcript has 8 exons. Gene Ontology annotation, biological process: monocarboxylic acid transport; transmembrane transport. Gene Ontology annotation, molecular function: monocarboxylic acid transmembrane transporter activity. The coding region runs from base 293 to 1981 and encodes 562 amino acids.
GAAAUGAGUGUUUCAUAAAGUGACUUAUUAAUUGAUUUUUUAUCUAUUGAUUUCAGCCGAUGUCCCAAGAUUGUGUUAUCUAACAAAUUUGAUAUACAUGCACUUCUCUAUAUCUACUUAACUGAGCACGCGGCCCACAUUUGUCUCCGAAUGAUUUUCUUAUUUUUACACCAUUUGAUAAUGAAGUGCAGUCAGAAUUAAGUACUUUCUAAGAGUUGGAAAGAGAAACUGUUAAUGUUUAUGAACACGUGGAAUUAGUAUUAAAAUCAUUAGACACAAAGACGCAUCAACGAUGCUUAAACAAGUCAAGGAAAUCAAAGAAGAUGCUAAGCCUCAAGAAAAUGAACCAAAGAAACGUGAGGAAGAAUGUUUAAUAGAGAUUCAGACAAGCCAGCAGGUUGGCUGGGUGCCGGAUGGAAGCUGGGGUUGGAUGGUCGUCCUGGGAGGAGUCAUCGUACAUGUGUUUAUUGGUGGCAUAAUGAAGGCCAGUGGUGUGAUGUACAUGAAACUGAAGGACGAGUUUAACCAGAGCUCUGUGGCCACGGCAUGGGUCUUCUCCCUUUUCACAACUUCUCUCCAAUUGAUGGGCCCGGUCGCGACCGCAAUGUGUAACCGCUGGUCUUGUCGGUCUGUGGUAUUACUCGGAAGCGUGUUGUGUUUCAUUGGUAUUGUCAUCUCGGCAUUUGCACCAAACAUUGAGUUCUUGUACUUCUCCUAUAGUAUCGUCGGCGGAUUUGGUCGUUGCCUAACUUAUUCACCUAGCCUUAUCAUGGUGACGAACUACUUUAACAAACGGAGAGGUCUCGCCGUCGGCAUAGCAACCGCUGGCACGGGGUUAGGCAUGUUCAGCUUUCCACCGCUUAUAGAGGCGUUGUUUGGGGAGUACGGCUACCAAGGCGCUUUGUUGUUACUUGCCGCCAUCUCCCUCCAUACGUUCGUCAGUGCCGCCCUCUUUCGACCGCUUGACCUCCAUAAACGCAUCUCCAAGAUAUCCAGGAUCAACGAAUUAGUCAUGUUACACCGAAGAGGCAGUGUGGACGCUGGAUUGAUCUUACAAGAGGUAUCAACUCCCAAACCGUGCAAUCGAAUGUUAGAACAACCGAGAGAAGAUAACUUGCAUGCCACUAACGGGUUAUCUUACAAAUCAGAGUUCACGUCAGACAUUUCCAAACCUUUGCGCCGGAAGUCCGUUUUAGAGGAAAAAUUGGGGCAAAUGAAGUCUCUACUCAAGUCCAACGUUCCGAAAGAACAGAGGAAGCCAUUCCUAGAGUUAUCACUAUUGAAGGAUUUUCCGUUUCUUUCCCUUUGUAUAGCAAUUUUACUAUAUACCAUGUCAAUGAUGUCGACAUUUGUCUUUCUACCGCCAUUGGCGAAAUCGAAGGGAGUUUCCCAACUCCAGGCGGCGUCUUUAGUCUCAAUUAUAGGAAUCAGUGACUCUGUUGCCCGGUUUACAUCCGGUUUUGUACUCGACAUGAAGCGCGUGAAACCUUACAGAGUGCUCGUGUAUAACGGUGUCAUGUUUUGCGUCGGUAUCGUCUCCAUGGUGAUGCCCUCAUUGGAAAGCUUUAGCGAAUUUGCAGCACUUUCUGUGAUGUUUGGCAUCUUAUCAGGGACAUACGUGGCCCAGAAGUCGGUCGUGGUAGUGGAUUUUCUUGGUCUGGAAAAGAUGGCCAGCUCCUUCGGACUUCUACUGGGUUUUCAGGGGAUUGGGUCGCUUAUCGGACCCACCAUCUCAGGUUUACUUCGGGACGUUUUUGGAACUUAUGACGAGGCGUUCUAUUUCGGCGGAAUCGGUAUCUUCUUCGGCGGUUUCGUGCUGCUGUGUGGGAACGUUGUAAAAUUUGUCAGAGAUCGCCGCCGACGGCGACAGGAAAAGGCGGAUGAGGAGGAGGAGGGGGAGGAGGAGGAGGAUGAGGAUGAGGAGGGGAGCAGCGACAACGAUAAUGGGGAAAAGAGAGAAAAGAGUCAUGAGACACUUUAG